GCUCAUGCAGCACGUGACGUCUGAGUUGCGCGAGCCAUCCUGCACGGAAGUGCGUAUGGUAGUGUUCUCUUUCAGUCGAGUGUUGGGCGUAGGUCGAAGUUUAGAGCGACGUUUUAUUACACCGAGAUUAGUCAUACUAGUGUCAUUUUUGUGUGGUAUAUCUACUGUUGUCAAACGUAUUUUAACAUAACAACGAACUUAAAUCCUCGAAUUUGAGUUCGUACAAGGAAACCCAUAUUAUGUUAGGCAAGUAAAGGGUUAAAGAAAUUUGGAAUUUGGAGUGUUCAAGCAAAUGGAAGAAACUGUUUGAAGGAUAAUUAUUUCAAAGUCAAAAUCUCAACGAGUUUUUAUUUACAAAGCUAGUUUUUUGAAACUGAAAAAACCUAUGAGAUAUGAAUGUGCGCUAAAGUCGAACUUUUCAAAGUAAAAGAAAAAAAAGUCCACAAUAUGUGAAUAUCAGCAUGGGAAAACAAAUGACCCAAACAGAUGUACCGAUUGAACUUUGAUCUGACAGCAUCUUAAAAUGUAUUAGUACUUUGGAAGACGAGCUUAUAUUACUUAUACCCGCUUUCUUUCUUUCUUAAUCAAUUAUUCAUUUAUGUCAGUUUCCUACUUCUAUAAAGCAGUGCAAGAAAACAAUGGACCACACCAUUACAGAAUCCUCAAAAACAGUAAGUGACAACUUUGGAUCAAAACCAACAUCUUACCCUCAAUAUUAUGAUGACAAACAAGCUUCUUUGACACCGCUUUCAGUUCACGGUAAACAACUAACAUACAAUGGUCAUGUAACAGACAAAAAACUGACCCUCAAUGGCCAUGCAAGGGACAUAAAACUGACACAGAAUGGUCACGUAGGAGACGCUUUGAACUCUACAGAGAACACCAUGUUUAGAAAUUUUAGGCAAUCCCCCAACAGAGAUCUCAAUUUUUUGGUUGAUUUUCCGAUAGUAAAUGGUAGUGGCAAAUCUUCGAAAGACAAUAAUAGUCGAUUCGACGCAGUUGGUGAUACAUCCGAUUACAGUUCGUACAAAAAUCAUGUCGCUGAUAUAAAGACGAUUUCUUGUGAUUUACCAGAGUGUCAUUCGCCCGCCGCUAAAUCAUUUCAAGACAGAGAGAAAAGGGAGCUAUUUAUGGAAAUCAAACAGCCUUCAGUUACAGGGGAUAUAAAUUAUCAAAAUAUAACUAAAACAAAUUCAGGUUCAGUUAACAACACUAACAGUUCACAACGUUUUAAUUGCAUUUUGGGUAAAAUAGAUACGAGAGUAAAACAAUCAAUUGGGCCAGAUGUUAUAGAAGAUAAAGAAAGGUACCAAAUUCCUAUUAGUAACGUCACAGACGGCUCUGUGAAAAAAUUGGACACUUUUAAUAAUAUCUAUUCAAACCAUUUUAACGUGUUAGACAGAAAAAAUGAGCUACAGUUGGAAAAUAUACAGCAGCCCCGAAAUAAGCAAAACUGUCAAUAUUACAGAACAUCUUUUGAAGAAAGCCUUAGAGGAUUGUCAAAAACAGAAGAACAGAAUCUGGAAGCCCAAAAGCAAGAAGUGGUAUUACCUGUGAGACAACCAUUAAUUUCUUCAGAAUCUUUAUUAUAUGAACUAACAGAAUUUCCAGUUUCUUCACCAGAAGAACCAUACUUUCACGAAAGGCUUGACGAACGAUACACACGAAGAGGUCUAGUUCCAGAAGAGAUUGAUGAUUUUACUAGGUUACGGUCAGAGAUAAUCGUUCAUGAAGUGGACACAUUGAGUGAGGCUGGCUCUGAGGACGUGGAACUAAUUCCUCAUCGCUACGAGAGCCAAUCUUCCGGCCAGAAGCAUAUUUAUGUCAAUAGGCUAUCCUUGGCAGUAGAGUUACUCAGGACUAAGGAGGCCCUUCCUUACGAUGAAGAAUUCAAACCACUUCCAGUAGCAGAUGGUAAACAAGAAAAUGAGGCUGGUACUAUGGCGUUCAUAGAAGAUUAUUUCUGUGAGUCUCCUAGGGAAUAUAUCUACAGCGCAAUUGAAGGAGAGAUGAAUCCAGCAUUUAUUGAUGAAUCCCAGUAUGAAGAUUAUGAUGAUCCUGUUUUUAAACUAAACGCAGCUUAUAGUUAUCUACAGUCAGAUGUCUUCAAAAGAGAAAAUCUUGAAAAGGUUGGACGAUGCCAGCCAACAAUAACAAAUCAGGUCAACGAGACAUUGGACAAUACCACUCAGUCACCAAACGGAUAUACAAAGUUUGGAACGUUACCAAGACAACAGGCCAUCUGUCCAGACAUUCGCCAAGGACACUUCCCAACUUCUUGUGGACCAUGUUGUGUAACAAUGUGAUCCAGAAAAGCUCUACCCACUUGUGUAUUUAGUCUUUUUGUGCAGCAUGUGCUCUUAGUGAAUCCACCAUUAAAGGUUCCUUUUUGUUGUUUUUGCGCAAAGUUGUGUUAUUUCCUAUCGGUGAACAGUUACUUGUAUACUGAGUAACACUGACUAAAUGUUCUCAUGAGACUGGAUACGCUUCAAACCAGUGUUUCUAUCUAAGAGUACUCUGGAGUUUAAUGGCCUCGCUUCCAUAUAGAUAUCUUUGAUUUAAAAAAUAAAAUAUAAUAAUACCUUGCAUCACUUAAAUUUUGUUGUUUGUUACUACGUGAGAUGAACGAGAAACGCUGAUAUUUCCGUCAAUAACAUUAAAAUUAUGUUAGUGUCACAGGUACAGGUAAGUAAAAAUUAAUAACUUAAAAGGUUCCACAUGCUUACAGAAAUGGAUCUCAAAGAUUGUUUGACCUUUCGAGCGUCCACCAUUCGUCAGCUUGAAAGGUCAAGGAAAUAUAAAAUAAAGAAUUAUUUUCAAAAGGAGUGGACGUGAUUCACAUGACAUUUUUUCUUAGAUGUCCAAAGAUGUGUUAUGUGAUAACAUACCACUCACGAAUGAGGUUAUUUAUUAAUGAAUUAACAAAUGGAAUACAUCUUUUUAGCAUUCUCUAAGAGCGAGUUUACGGUAGUAUUUUCUUUUCAGUUAUUUUAUUUGUAUUUGUUUUUCGGAGAAACUUCCCAUGCUUACAAUCUUUGUAUGUUGUGGAACAAAUGAAUUAGUAAUCUACAACAUUAAGUAUUUCAACCGGCUCGUGUCCAAGUAGUUACGUCCUUUUGUUCUGAAGUGAGAUCACCAUCGUUCAAAUUAUACAGUAGGCCUAAAUAUAACAUAACUACUCUUACCACGCGGUACAUCAAUGUUAUUGGACAUUUAUCACCGUGCAUCACAGAACUUUAGAAAUAAGUGUCAUGAACUAGGAAUUAUUUUGUAGUUUCAAUACUUGUGGUGUUGCAUGCAAAGAAAAGAGUUUGGUUCGCAGAUAUAGUUCCUAUUUUCAAUUUCAUUCAAUUGAAAUCUCAAGAGCUACGUCUAUGGAAGAAUUUAUUUUAUGUGUGUAUAUGAAAGUGUUUUUAUACAAAAUAUAAUAACGUUUGUCUCCAAGUACGGUGUCCUCCAAUGGUUCAGCUGUAAGUCUGCGGGCUCACAUCGCUAACAAAAAAUGGUUUCGGUACUCGUGGUGGGCAUAACACAGAUAGCCCAUUGUGUUGCUCUGUACUUUACAAAUAAAUCCAAGUAUUUCAUGAGUUAAGUGUAAACGGAACUAAGGUUUUAGGAACGCUAUAGCUUUAAAAUGUUAAUUUUUGCUGCAAAACUGCAAAAUUUGAAUUAUUUUUACUACCCCUUUCAAUUAAGCUAUAUUUUAAAUAAGGUAAUUUUUCUAUUUAAGUGCUAUAGAUAAACGUAUGGUGAAGUUAUUUUUGCUUGUACUGAGUGCCAAAAGAAUGGGCUUUCGUUUUUGUGUUUGUUGUUUUGUUUUUUCUUUUCCCAAUCACACUGAUGAACAAAGAUAACCCUCUAAUUCCUAUUUGUUAUGUGUUUUGAUUCGUAGUAAAUAUACCUGGAAAGUAACUCCACGUAAUGGCAUCACGGUGAAGGUGUAACUACAAAAAGAGCUACCAAUGCUAAUUUGACUCUUUUUUUUUUUCUCCAUCAAAAUUAUUAUUUCUUUAAAGGUCUUUGGUAUAGUUACUCUGUGAUGAUAAUAAUAAUAAUAAUGAAGUAGUUCAAGGAUAAAAUAUAAAUAUUGUUAGUUAAUUAAAUGAACGCGCUAACCACGUAGUGCGACGCACUUAGCCUUCUAUGAAAAUUUUGUUAUUAAUUAUGAAAACUUAUAUCGAGUAAUGAAAAUUAGACGUUAUUUGAUCUUAUAUUAGUCCUACAAAAUAAUGAUUAAAAGUUGAGAACCAAGGUCUUUCAAGGCACUCCUACACAAUAGAACAAUUUUUCUAGCGAGCAUGGUUGCUAUCUAAUAAAUAAAUUGGAGUUUUCAAUAAUAUCACAAUAUAGAGUAGUAAAUAUGACAACCUAGUGUUGAGAACAAGAUAUGUAAGUAUCGUAAUCCAUUCAUACUAAGGAAUAAUUACUUCAAGUUGCUUAUGUUUUUUCAUUCUGGAGUAUAAUGUUUUUAAUCCAUUAUAAUUUUAUUAAAAUAUGUUGUACAAAACUAUCUCAGAUUUUAUAAAAUACUGUUUUCGUUAUUGU
Messenger RNA from Limulus polyphemus (Atlantic horseshoe crab), 4545 nucleotides. RefSeq lists its product as uncharacterized. The record is from RefSeq and is a predicted model, not a curated record. Lineage: Eukaryota; Metazoa; Arthropoda; Merostomata; Xiphosura; Limulidae. The transcript has 3 exons. Bases 639 to 2306 code for a protein of 555 amino acids.